UCCUGUUCCUAUCUAGACACACUCUCCUCUCUCAGCCUCUGAGGCAAAAGUCCCGCCUUUUCGCGCGCUUCCGGCGGAGGAAGUCGCAUUGCUGUCGUGACCCUCGCUUCCGGCCGACAACCGCUCGGAUCCGAGGUGUAAGUCAACCCCCGACGCCGGGUAUAUAUGAAAGUUUGGUUCUUGAUCGUGUUCGAAAAGUAGGGAAGGUAAGUAAUGGCGCCGCCGAUCGGGUGGUGGAACGAGGAGGCCCACCGGGGGACGCCGGUGGUAGUCAAGAUGCAGAACCCCAACUGGUCCAUCGCGGAGAUAUCGUCCCCUGACGACGACGAUGAGUGUGCCGUCGUGGCCGGCAAGGAGUUCGCCGCCGCCGGUAGAGGGGCGAGGAAGGGUGCCCGGGAGAGGAACGCGAAGCAGAUCACGUGGGUGCUCCUCCUCAAGGCCCACCGCGCAGCGGGCUGUCUCACCUCCCUCGCCUCCGCCGCCGUCCGCGUCGCAUCCGCCGUGCGCCGUCGCGUCGCGUCCGGUCGGACGGACUCCGACGCCGCCGUCUUCUCCCCGGAGGAGAGCCCUUUGCUGCGGUCGCGAUUUUACUCCUGCAUCAAGGUCUUCCUCUGCCUCUCCGUCGUCCUGCUCGGGCUCGAGGUGGCGGCGUACCUCAAAGGCUGGCAUUUGGGCGCCGCGGAGACGAAACAUUUGCUUCUUCCUUCGUCCCUCGGCGUCCGGGGGCUUCUCGAGUCGCUCUACGGCGGGUGGGUGCGCUUCCGCGUGGAGUACAUCGCCCCGCCGCUCCAGUUCCUCGCUGACGCCUGCGUCAUCCUCUUCCUCAUCCAAAGCGCCGACCGCCUCAUCCUCUGCCUCGGAUGCUUCUGGAUACGCUUCAAAGGGAUAAAGCCCAUUCCCAAGAGCGCCACGGGAACCUCCAAGGACCUUGAAUCCGGCGGCGAGGACUACCCAAUGGUUCUUGUCCAGAUACCCAUGUGCAACGAGAAAGAGGUGUAUCAGCAAUCAAUUGCUGCAGUGUGUAAUUUGGAUUGGCCAAAGUCCAACAUUCUAAUUCAGGUGUUGGAUGACUCCGACGAUCCCACAACACAGGCUUUGAUCAAGGAGGAGGUGGAGAAGUGGCAGCAGAACGGGGCUCGGAUUGUUUACAGGCACCGAGUGGUUCGAGAUGGUUACAAGGCUGGAAACCUCAAGUCAGCCAUGAAUUGUAGCUACGUCAAGGACUACGAGUUCGUCACCAUCUUCGACGCCGACUUCAAUCCGUUGCCCGACUUCUUGAAGCGGACUGUGCCUCAUUUCAAGGACAACGAGGAGUUGGGAUUGGUGCAGGCAAGGUGGUCAUUCGUGAACAAAGAUGAGAAUUUGCUGACCCGGCUUCAGAACAUUAACCUCUGCUUCCAUUUUGAGGUGGAGCAGCAGGUGAAUGGGGCCUUCAUCAAUUUCUUUGGGUUCAAUGGCACGGCAGGAGUCUGGAGGAUCAAGGCACUAGAGGAUGCAGGAGGAUGGUUGGAGAGGACGACAGUCGAGGACAUGGACAUCGCGGUGCGAGCUCAUCUCAAAGGAUGGAAGUUCAUAUUCCUCAACGACGUGGAGUGCCAAUGCGAGUUGCCCGAGUCGUACGAAGCUUACAGGAAGCAGCAGCAUCGAUGGCACUCUGGUCCUAUGCAGCUGUUUAUGCUCAGCUUGCCGGACAUUCUCAGAUCUAAGAUUGGGUUCUGGAAGAAGUCCAACUUGAUAUUUCUGUUCUUCCUCCUCCGGAAACUCGUCUUACCUUUCUAUUCCUUCACCUUGUUCUGCAUUGUCCUUCCAUUAACAAUGUUUGUUCCGGAAGCUGAGCUCCCUGCAUGGGUGGUGUGUUACAUUCCUGCAACCAUGUCCUUCCUCAACAUCCUCCCAGCCGCAAGAUCCUUCCCUUUUAUCGUCCCGUAUCUUCUCUUCGAGAACACCAUGUCGGUGACUAAGUUCAACGCGAUAAUCUCGGGUCUCUUCCAGCUCGGAAGUGCCUACGAGUGGGUGGUGACCAAGAAGUCCGGUCGUUCCUCCGAGGGCGAUCUUAUUUCUCUCGCGAAGAAGGAGCUCAAGCAGCAACGACAUGUCUCCCUGCCUAAUCUUGAAGCCAUCGCAAACGGAAAACCGCAGCCUGAAAGGGAGAUGAAGAGAAAGCAUAACAGGAUUUAUCGGAAGGAGCUAGCGCUUGCUUUCCUACUCUUAACUGCGUCAGCUCGGAGCUUGCUGUCGGCGCAGGGUAUCCAUUUCUACUUCCUCCUUUUCCAGGGGAUCUCAUUUCUACUGGUGGGUCUUGAUCUGAUAGGCGAACAAGUCGAUUGAAGGAGUUGGUGAAGAUUGGAUUUACCAGUACAGCCACUCAUCAUAUUGAAUAACAUUACUUUCGAGAGGGAUCACUGCAAGUAAUACUUCUUCUGAGUGGAGAUAACAAGGAUGUUCUUUUUCUUUCAGCUAUCAUUCAUUUGUAAGAAAUUUUGAUGUUAGAGAGUAAAAUAAACUUGGGUGAAUCACUACCAUGUGAAUUCCCAAGUAAGAAGAUGUAACAGCUCCAACACAACUAUUACAGGAAGAUGAGAUGUUCACCAAAGUGAAAAUUCUCUUCUUUUUGCUUUCUUUCA
Molecule: messenger RNA, 2624 nt
Organism: Musa acuminata AAA Group (dessert banana)
Lineage: Eukaryota; Viridiplantae; Streptophyta; Magnoliopsida; Zingiberales; Musaceae
Product: probable xyloglucan glycosyltransferase 9
Exons: 5
Coding region: 214-2328 (704 amino acids)
Cellular component (GO): Golgi apparatus
Molecular function (GO): glycosyltransferase activity
Source: RefSeq, a predicted model, not a curated record